UUCUCUCUUCUCGGAGUGAUUAUAUUCUCUCUCUUUUUUGGGUUCUUGUUUACUCUUUGGCUUUCUGGGUCUCUCUCUUUCUCUCUCCCACCCUCCAAAUUCGCCUAUUUUUCCUCUUCUUUUUUUCAUUCAUCCCUGUGACACCAAAACCAAUGGUGGAUCUUCAAACCGUUUGCUGCAUGUGCGGCGACGUUGGUUUCCCAGACAAGCUUUUUCGCUGCAACAAAUGCCGCAAUCGCUUCCAGCACUCGUAUUGUAGCAACUACUACGGAGAAUUACCGGAUAUAGAACUGUGCGAUUGGUGCCAUAGCGAGGAGAAGAACUUGAGACAUAUUGGCUCCAAUUCGAAGAAACCGGUGUCGGCCGGAAACGAGGCCGGAGCCACCCACCGUUCGGAGUAUUCCGGCGAGAAAAUGAUCAAGCAGCAUGAUCAUCAUCGUGAAGAGAGUGGUUCUGAGAAGGGUAAGAGUCCCACACCAUCGCCACGACCCGGCACACGCAGGUACAAGCUUCUCAAGGAUGUAAUGUGUUAAAAGAGAGGGAAAAAGGAAGAAACAAAGGUAGCAUCUCAACCAAACCAAGGAGAAGAAGAAAAAAACACAAAAAAAGAAGACAAUAUUAUAGGUGACUUUUGUGUCUUAAAUUUUGUGUCAUGUUAAUAGCGUGUAGUAAGCAAGUGUUUCUUGAGGGCGAGCCCUGGUGCAGCGAUAAAGUUGUGCCUUGGUGACUUGUUGGUCAUGUGUUCGAAUCUGAAAACAGCCUCUGGGUAAUGGGGUACGAAGUUUUUUUUUUUUUUUUUUAUGAUCCUUCUUCCGUCUUGAGUGGUUUUCAGCAAGUUGUGAAUAAAACUAUGCAACUUUAUUAGUAUCUAUUAUAGUCCCGAAAUCUAUGGCAUAAUUAUUAAGUUUAA
Molecule: messenger RNA, 910 nt
Organism: Glycine soja
Lineage: Eukaryota; Viridiplantae; Streptophyta; Magnoliopsida; Fabales; Fabaceae
Exons: 2
Coding region: 153-533 (126 amino acids)
Source: RefSeq, a predicted model, not a curated record